This is a messenger RNA of Camelus dromedarius (Arabian camel), 1579 nucleotides long. RefSeq names its product interleukin 22 receptor subunit alpha 2 (gene IL22RA2). Gene Ontology annotation, biological process: cytokine-mediated signaling pathway. Bases 127 to 822 code for a protein of 231 amino acids. Gene Ontology annotation, molecular function: protein binding; cytokine receptor activity. Gene Ontology annotation, cellular component: plasma membrane. The transcript is spliced from 5 exons. Lineage: Eukaryota; Metazoa; Chordata; Mammalia; Artiodactyla; Camelidae. The record is from RefSeq and is a predicted model, not a curated record.
GCUUCAAGGACCAUGGUUCAAACAAAAAGGGGAUGUUCGGUGGGAGGAUUCUAGUUUCCUCUUCUAUCCAGAGCUGUCCGCUCACUGAGGGGAACGCUGGUGUCCCGACCAGUCACACUCGCAGCCAUGACGCCUAAACACUGCUUUCUAGGCUUCCUCCUCAGCUUCCCCCUGACAGGGGUGGUAGAAACUCAGUCAGCCCAUGAGUCUCUGAAGCCUCAGCGAGUACAUUUUCAGUCCCGAAAUUUUCACAACAUUUUGCACUGGCAGCCUGGGCGGGCUUGUACCGGCAACAGCGGUAUCUAUUUUGUGCAGUAUAAAAUGUAUGGACAGAGACAAUGGAAAAAUAAAGAGGACUGUUGGGGUAUUCGAGAGUUCUUUUGUGACCUAACCGAUGAAACGUCAGAGAUAUGGGAACCUUAUUACGGGAGAGUGAGGACGACCUUGGCUGGGAUCCACUCAGGCUGGACCAUGACACAGCGGUUCACUCCCUGGUGGGAAACAAAAAUAGAUCCUCCAGUCAUGAAUAUAACCCGAGUUAAUGGAUCUUUGCUGGUGAUUCUCCAUGCUCCCAACUUACCACAUAGAGAUGAAAAAGGAAAAGAUGUAUCAGUGGAAAGUUACUAUGAGCUAGUAUACCGAGUAUUUAUAAUUAACAAUUCACUAGAAAUGGAGCAAAAGGUAUAUGAAGGCACCCACAGAGUGGUUGAAAUUGAAACUCUAACACCUCACACUGGUUACUGUGUAGUGGCUGAAAUCUAUCAGCCCAUGUUAGACAGAAGAAGUCAGAGAAGUGAAGAGAGAUGCGUGGAAAGUCCUUGAAAUGCUCUGCAUAGUGGAAUCAAAAGGUCUCUGUGAAUGGAAUGGCUCAUGUUUGAAGAAUUUCAUUGAAAGUCAUUUUUGUGUUUUCUUAACGCAGUGUUCACUGUUACACUUUGGAGUUUAAUCAUUCUUUCUUCCUCUUUAUUUUAUUUGUAAACACAUUUAAGCAAACCCCCCCCCCACACACACAAAGACAUUAGAAUUUAAAGAAGAGGCAGAGAACAAAGGGCUCCAUGAAAUACAGAACUUCAUUUCUGAUUGUAACGUCUCUAACAACAAUCCCAAUCCUUCUAAGUCAGCUAAAUAAAAAUUUAAGAACCAAGGAGAGAAGACAUUGUUUAAAAUGUUGUUGAAUUAGUAUUUUUUUUAAAUAGCAUUACAGACAGGCAAUCCUGGAGCAAUCCUUUUUUACUCUUUAUUUGACAGUUAACUUGACAUAGACAUUUCAACUUUCACAUAAACGGAAUUUUUAGAUGAAUGAGUAUUUUCCAUUGCAUUUCUAUUUUAUAUGAAUAUACUUUUUCAUACAUUCAUUUUCCAUUAUGUAAUACUCCUACUUAAUGAACCAUUACUUUCUUUCAAAUUCUAUUCUAUGUAAAUAAGAACAGUAUUUGAAAAAACAAAAAACCUCUCAUGAUCUCUGGAUUAAUAUCUACAUUAAGUUUAUCAACAAUAACAUCUAAAUACAAAAGUGUGCCCACUCAAUUCAAUUUCCCUCAUUUAACACAUACAUUAAAGUUUUCUUUUCUGCUUUUGU